GCUCCGUGGACGAAAUUGAAAUAAACGUUUGAAUUGUUCUCUUCCUAAUACCACUGUGGAGUCGACAGGGGAAGACUUUCUCUUGAUUUAGUCGCUUUACAGUCCAAGUCAGAUAAAACAUCCAGGAUGGGGGACCGUAUCGAGCUAGAGAUAACUCCAGAGACUCCGGGCAGGCCUUCCAUAAGAAACCCCUUUGAGAGUCCAAAUGAUUACCACCAUCUCCGGGAACCCUUGGUUCCAAGCCCAUCUGUUUUUAAAUCCAAGUCCUGUAAAGCUACCCCUCCAAGAUUUAACUGGUCUAUUGAUGAAAUGGCCAGCCUUCUCCCAGUGCACAUAGACCCAGAAGAAAUCCAGCGACAGUCUUUUUACCUCAGCCAGACAAGGACCGAUUCUGAUGUUGAAGAAAAAUUUCAGAGUGCUAUUGAGCAGUUUUUUACCAAAGGAGCCAUAGUGCCUUCUCCUUGGGCAGCAGCAGAAACUCGCAGAGCCCCUCAUAUUUAUAAGAAAAGUCCCUUGUCUGAAACAGCUGCAGAACAGACAGAAAAAAUCUCAGUUGGUUGCCAGACGGUCCUUUCGCUGCCUUCAACAUUUGAUUUGGAAAAACUACUUGGAGAAUAUUACCGUAACGAUGAGGCUUGUGAUGCAGUGCAGGAGAGCCUCAGUUCCUCCUCCUUGAGGAGAAAACUCUUUCUCGAUGGACAGUUUAGCUACAGCAGCUCUGACAGCUCCACUCCACCGAGUCCAGAAAGAGCUCAUGUCCGAGCUGAGAGGCUUCCUACCAAAAGACAAGGAAGCGGACCGAGACCCAUGUGCUCUGAGGGAGAAAAUCCAGUUUUUUCUUCUCCUUUGUCAUGCGGGAUCUCUGCCCCGACUCCUUCUACUGGCCAGUUCUCCUCUAGUCCUAUCCAACAUGGCUGCAUCAGGGACUGUAGCCUUGGCAGUAUUGGCAGCCCUCUGUUUCCUGAUAGAUCAUCUCCUGCUGGCCAUGGUUCCCCAACAAUCUCUCCAAUUCUUGCUGAUUUUGCACACACUCCUGUAGGCUCAGUUGAAAGAAAACAGCGAUGCAACGUGACCCCACUGUCUAUUCCCCUGGAUGUAGAUGUCAGCUCCUGCAACGAGAGUCCCUUUGUUGAAGGUUGCUCUCCAAUUCGUAGCUGCUCCCCACACCAGCUCCAACAUCACAAGGAGCCUCCGCGCGUCUCCAGAACCAAACCUAGAGUCCGUGUCUGGGCUUCCCCUCCACUCAUUUCUCCAAUUCUCAACCCAAAGCUGCAAGACAGUCAAGAGCCAGAAGAACACCAACAUUCAGACUCUCCAUCUUUUCUUCCCUCUAUGGAUUUUGAUCCAUCCUUCCCUCAGUGUCAGGACCUUCACCCAACUAAAAGUGACAGAGUUUAUGUGGAUACUGUGGAACAUACAAAAAUGGAAGAGGAUAAGGAAAUGGGCAAGGAAGAGGAGGAGGAGGAAGAAGAUGAGCGACCCUCGGGACAGCUGACCAGCUCUCGCAUGGGCAAUGUGUCUGGGACAGAAAGCUCUCAGAUGUUUCUGUCACUUUUGGCAGAAGGAAGCAGCAUCCGCUAUGACUCCAGCAUGCAGGUGGAUAGCGGCUAUAACACUACCUCAGCAGGCACUGCUAGCCUCAUUGACGGCCUAGGCUCUGACCUUCAGAGCAAAGAGUCCCUGAACUCUAACAUGGUGGAAGAAGCUAUCCCUAUUAUUCGACACACAAAAGUUAAGGUCUUGUAUUCACACCACUGAGUUUUUUGCUUCUCUGCGACGGACUCUUCAAGAGGAAGAAAGUUUUUUUUCCCCCUAAGUUUAAUUAAGAGUAUGAUUUUUUUUUUUGUGGUGAAACUUGAAUGUUUUGAUGUAUUUUUAUUGGAAAGGUUAAAAGUGUUUGACUUUUGCAAAUGCUUUUUUUGUAUACUUGAUGCCAGUCUCAGAACUAGCCUUGCUGUAAGAUACUGAAGAUUAUUACUUUACAUCAGCAGUCAUUUUGUAUUCAAUUACUGGUGUAAAUAAAAGAGGAUCAAAAAUAUUAAUUCUGUAUUUUAAAUUCCACAACGGUAAAAUGCUUGUAAAAUGCCAGUGUCUUUUUUUAAAUUUUUUUUAUAUAUAUAUAUUUAGUGUUGAAAUGACAAAACCCUUGAAUACCAACUAAGGUGGGAGAAAUUUUAUGCUUUCUUGAUGUUUAAGGAAAAGUUUUUAUCAUGUUUUUAUUCCAUGUAUGAUUGAGAGGUUAAAUAAUUCCGAUUAUCUGUGGAGAUCAUUGAUAUUUUCCAAGUUCUACAGUAAUCAUACAGCAUUAUAUGUCAAGAGACAUGGAGCAGGGACUUUUUAAAAGCUUUUUUUUAAUCCAAGAAACUUGAGAAUUUCUUUUUAAGCUGCUCUGUGCCAUAGUAACUGAUGGUUUUUCACAAAUGCUGUGGUGAAUUCAAGGGGUUUCUUUGAAACGAAGCGUUUAGUUGAUGUGUUUUCAAAUAAACUCUGCAGUCCUUCAACUCA
Messenger RNA from Oryzias latipes (Japanese medaka), 2505 nucleotides. It is a transcript of the gene bora, whose product is annotated as bora aurora kinase A activator. NCBI's taxonomy places the organism in Eukaryota, Metazoa, Chordata, Actinopteri, Beloniformes, Adrianichthyidae. Gene Ontology annotation, molecular function: protein kinase binding. The record is from RefSeq and is a predicted model, not a curated record. Gene Ontology annotation, cellular component: cytoplasm; nucleus. Gene Ontology annotation, biological process: regulation of mitotic spindle organization; regulation of mitotic nuclear division; activation of protein kinase activity.